Lutra lutra (Eurasian river otter) is the source of this 2437-nucleotide messenger RNA. RefSeq names its product T-cell-specific guanine nucleotide triphosphate-binding protein 2-like. The transcript has 2 exons. Bases 970 to 2310 code for a protein of 446 amino acids. The record is from RefSeq and is a predicted model, not a curated record. Gene Ontology annotation, cellular component: endoplasmic reticulum membrane. Gene Ontology annotation, molecular function: GTP binding; GTPase activity. Lineage: Eukaryota; Metazoa; Chordata; Mammalia; Carnivora; Mustelidae. Gene Ontology annotation, biological process: cellular response to interferon-beta; defense response.
UAAAUAAUUUUUGAUUUGGGUAGUGUCCCAUCUAGGGAAUAGAAAGGAACUCCAGUGAGCUGUAGAAGUAGAAAGGUUUUUAAGUGAGGAGAGAAAGCAGAAAAACAAUGAUUGGCAAAGAUCCAUUGUUGUAGGCAAGGUUGUUCUCCUAAGAGGAGAGAAGAGGAUCCAUCAGUAUACUUUCUAGUGCCCCUUUCACCCUUGACAAGCUAAAUUGCCACACUUUACUCUUCUAAGGAGAAUGUUUGCAUGCCCAUUUCAUAUGUGUGGAACUCCAAACAAUGUACACUUGGUCUGAAAAACUUCUUCUCCAAUUUGUUUUCACCAUCCUCUCUUCUGGGCUGCAGUUCUGGCUGCCAGGAAGCCCCUGGAAGAUGUGUCUGAUCCCUCACUGUAAGUCAAAGACACUUCUCCAGCCUGCAUCCUACCCAGACAUCAGUGGUGACUUGAAGUGACUUGUUUCCUGGUCUAAAAAUUUUGUUCUUCAUCUCUAUAAGGAAUAGUAUACAAAUCUUUCACAUUACCUUUGGUGCUGGGUACAGGAUUUCUUCUGGUGCCCCCUCUCAAGAUAUAAGCCUCCAGUGAUUAGAGGUCCAAGAUUCCAGAACCAACUUUGUUUCAUUGACCUCAGAGAAUGAGGUCAAACGGACCUCUUUACCAUGGCUGCCUCACAUUCCAAUCAGCUUCAGUCUUUGUUAACAUCAUUUGUUACAGCAGUGACACGUUAUACAGCUCUUUAUACUGACAAUUUCCUGUAGUUCAUCAUGUCCACUAGGUGAAUAUCUCCCUGACUUCUGUUCUGUUCUGUCCCCUUUAAUACACAGGCAAGAGGCAGGGGAUGUGUGGGAUCUCAGGACAGUUGGGAUGGUCCAUAGAAAGUCCCAAGUGGAUAGUCCAGCAUGACUUCUUAGAACAUGAGAAUCCAUACCACCUGCUGUUUCUGCUCCAGUGCCUUCUACUGCUCCAGCCAUGGGUCAGUCCUCCUCUUCCUCUUCCACACCCUCUCCUAUAGAGGGUGGUGAUUUGAUCUCCAGCUUUGACAAGUUUUUUAAGGACUUCAAACUAGAAAGUGAAAUGCUCUCUCAGGAAGCCAUCACAUUGAUUCAGUCACACCUGGAGAAGGGGGACCUUCAGAGAGCAGUUUCUGCAAUUAAUGAUGCACUGAGAGACAUUGACAAUACCCCUCUGAACAUUGCUGUGAUUGGGGAGUCUGGGGCAGGGAAGUCCAGCUUCAUCAAUGCCCUGCUGGGAGUCGGGCAAGACGAUGAAAACGCUGCCCACACAGGGCCAGUGGAGAUAACCUUGGAGAGAGCCAAAUACGAAUACAAAAAAUUUCCCAAUGUGAUGUUAUGGGACCUGCCAGACCUGGGAACCACUCUACUUCCACGGCAUGAGUAUCUACAGAAAAUGAAAUUUGGGCAGUAUGAUAUCUUUAUUAUCAUCUCUGCUGUACGCCUCAAAAUGAAUGAUUUGGAUCUGGCUAUAGCAAUUAGGAAAAUGAAGAAGCAUUUCUAUUUUGUCCGAACUAAAGUGGACCUUGAUUUAAAUAAUCUAAGAACCUGUAAACCCAGCACAUUCAAUAGGGAUGAAAUCCUGCAAAGGAUCCGCAAUGACUACGUGACUCAUUUGGAGAAUGUUAAUAUGGGUGACACUCAGAUCUUCUUAGUCUCCAGCCUUGAAUUGUCUGACUAUGAUUUCCAACACCUAGAGACCACGCUUCUGAGGGAGCUCCCAACCCACAAGCACCAAAAGCAGCAUAUCUUCAUGCAAUACUUGUCAACUGUUGCUGAGGCUGCUAUUGACCAGAGGAGGGAUUCCCUGAGACAGAAGGUCUGGUUGGACGCCCUGAAGGCUGGAGUUUUGGCAACCAUACCUUUCAUGAGUUCGAUCAUUGAUAUUGAUGUGGUGAAGCUGGAGGAAACUUUAAGCUUCUACAGGUCUCACUUUGGGCUGGAUGAUGCAUCCCUAGAAAUCAUAGCAAAGCACUUGAACGUGUCAAUAGGGAAACUCAAGACAAACCUCAAGUCUCCCCAUUUGCUAUCAGUUGAGAAGGAUGAGGAGGCAUUAGAGAAAAAAUUGUUGACAUAUGUGGAAAAAUCCAGAGCAGAAUUUAGUGGAGGACUCAUUGCCACUACUAUGUAUGUUCAGAAUAUUUUCUAUUUGAAAAUUUAUUUCCUUGAGUGUGUGGCAAAUGAUGCUAAAGUUCUUCUUAGAGAAGAGAAUUUUAAGGAUGUUGUGGGCUCUGGACAAGCCUCUCUACUUCAGCAUGUCAGGAAUGAUAAUGGGAAAAGUGAAGCAACCAGUUGCUGAUUCUUCUCAGUGUUGUCGUGGUGGCUGGUGCCUGGAACAUUGACUUCAGGCUCCGUUGAAGCAGUCCUGUCCCACUGCCCUCAAGGUGUAUCACGGACAUUUCCAUAAUAUACUCUUGAACAAACUA